Molecule: messenger RNA, 1776 nt
Organism: Macadamia integrifolia
Lineage: Eukaryota; Viridiplantae; Streptophyta; Magnoliopsida; Proteales; Proteaceae
Product: disease resistance protein RPV1-like
Exons: 3
Coding region: 250-1776 (508 amino acids)
Biological process (GO): defense response
Molecular function (GO): protein binding
Source: RefSeq, a predicted model, not a curated record
CCCAUGGCUAUUCUUGGAAUACUUAAUUAUCUUGAAGGCUUUGUUUUAGUUGUUACUGCUUCAGGAUAGAUUCUAAUUUGGUAUUUUAAGUGCAUAUGCAUGUGUAUUUUCAGUGAGUGUUUAUUUCCUUAAACAUUUGAUUCAUUAAUCCAACACUAUUGGUGAUAGGGAACCAAAUCUGUUGAAGGCCUCAUCUUAAACGCGUUCGACUUUGAAGAUGUGUCUUUUGAUGCUAAAGCAUUUGUAACCAUGGAUAGAAUGAGAUUGCUUCAACUUAAUUAUGUACAUCUCAGGGGUGGGUAUGAACAUCUAUUUAAGAAGCUAAGGUGGCUUUGUUGGCAUGGAUUUCCUUUGAAUUCCAUUCCUACAAAUUUCAACAUGGAGAAGCUUGUUGUCCUUGACAUGCAACAUAGCCAUAUAAAGGAAGUUUGGGAAGAAAUCAAGGUGCUCAAAAGGUUGAAAAUCCUCAAUCUUAGCCAUUCUUGUUACCUAACAAAGACCCCAAACUUCUCUGGACUCCUUAAUCUUGAGGAAUUGAUUCUUGAAGGUUGUAGGAGGUUGAUCAAGGUUCACCCAUCCAUAGGAUUGCUUCAGAAACUUGUUAUUUUGAAUCUGAAAGACUGCAAUAACCUUCUGAAUCUUCCAAGCAGCAUUUGUAAGUUGGGAUCCCUUCGAAGACUCAAUCUCUCUGGUUGCUCACAGUCUACGCAGCUGCAAUCCAAAUCAUGGUUUUCAUUCUUCCAGUAUUGGGGUUCACUAAGAAGAAAGCCUGAGCCUAUCACUUUGCUUCCUGCAUCUCUCUCUGGUUUAUGCUCCUUAAGAGAUCUGAAUCUUAGUAACUGUAAUCUAUCAGAAGACAUGAUUCCCAAUGAUUUCAGGAGCUUAUCCUCAUCAUUGGCCGAGUUAGAUUUGACUGGAAACAGAUUUUUUACCUUACCAGCCAGCAUCUGUCAUCUUUCUCGUCUGGGGUGCAUCUCAUUGAAUGACUGUAGAAAUCUCCAAGUAAUACCAAAUCUUCCAUCACGUUUAAGGACAUUGAAUAUAGAAGAAUGCACAUCAUUGGAAGAAUUACCAGCAAAUAUUAGUGACCUCUUUCAACUUGACUGUGACGCAUCAAUGUUGCCUAACAAGUCCAGAGAUAUCCCGUGCCCGGAGACUUCUCAAUCUGGUGUACAUUGGGAACUUGAAGUCUGGGGUAGUGGAAGUGAGAUUCCAGAGUGGAUCGACCACCAAAAUAUAGGAUCCAAAAUAUCUUUUGAGGUAUCACCACACCCAGGUUGUAAAAUCAAAGGGUUAGAUGUAGCGGCUGUUUUUGACAAUGAUGUGAGGUUAGCAGUUAUGGCAAACCUUCUUAUUUAUAAUAAGACCGAAGGUAUUCAAUUGGAGCGCUGGAAUAGAUCAUAUAGAAACGUGUUUAUCUGCCAGUCAACUCAUGCAUUAUGGGUAUGCUAUAUACCCCUUUCUCGGCUUUAUGGUUUCUUUGGAGCUGAGGUUAUUGAGGCUCACUUGGAAGUAGGGGAUCAAGUGGAGAUUUCAGUAGAAAUUAUGACUUGGAAAGGACGUGUGGAUGUGGAAAAAUGUGGAGUCCAUUUGGUGCAUGAGCUUGAUGAAGAGGAAAUCCAAUCAGAUAAUGAUCGAUCGUUGACUCAAUACAUGUCUGUUUCUAAUGAUGAUGUCGCUGUGGAUGGAGGACCAACUGUGGCUAACAUGGAAAAUGAGAAUAAGAGAGGCUAUAUUGAGGAUGUGUUGGAAUCUACAGUAAUUCCAAAAGAUUGA